AUCUCUACCACCGUCAUACCUUUGUACAAGACUUACUUUGGGAUGGUCUUCAUUACUUGAGCGAGCCAAUUAUAACCCGUUGGCCCUUCAAAGAGAUUAGAGAGAGAGCCAUGCAAAAAGCGAUUAAGUACAUGCGUUAUGGAGUAGAGAGCAGCAGAUUCAUUGCCAUAGGAUGUGUAGAAAAGGUAAUUAAGUCACCUAAACUAGAGAACUUGAUUGUAAAUCCUAUUGAAGUUGUUUCUGUUGCAGAGUUUGCACAUGAUGUGUUGCUGGGCAGAGGACCCAAAUGGUGAUGAGUUCAAGUACCAUCUAGCUAGAGUUCCGGAUUACUUGUGGCUGGCCGAAGAUGGAAUGAAAAUGCAAAGUUUUGGUAGUCAGCUAUGGGAUUGUGCUUUAGCAACUCAAGCAAUUAUUGCCAGCAAUAUGGUAGAUGAAUACGGCGAUUCGCUAAAGAAAGCACAUUUUUACAUCAAAGAAUCACAGGUCAAAGAAAAUCCAGCUGGGGAUUUCAAAAGUAUGUAUCGGCACUUUACUAAAGGAUCGUGGACUUUCUUGGAUCAAGACCAUGGUUGGGGGGUUUCGGAUUGCACAGCAGAAUCGUUUAAGUGUCUACUCUUGCUUUCUCAAAUGCCUUCUGAAAUUGCUGGAGAAAAAGCUGAUGUCGAGCGAUUGCACGAUGCUGUGAAUGGGUUGCUUUACUUACAGGUACUACAUAGAUCAUAUUAUUCAUUGCUAUUUAUAAACUUACUUCACAACUUGGUAAUUCAUAACUUAACUAACUGAAUUAUCUAACUUCUCUCUCCAC
Molecule: messenger RNA, 805 nt
Organism: Rhododendron vialii
Lineage: Eukaryota; Viridiplantae; Streptophyta; Magnoliopsida; Ericales; Ericaceae
Product: dammarenediol II synthase-like
Exons: 4
Coding region: 259-783 (174 amino acids)
Biological process (GO): triterpenoid biosynthetic process
Cellular component (GO): lipid droplet
Molecular function (GO): beta-amyrin synthase activity
Source: RefSeq, a predicted model, not a curated record